AUGUCGCAAUUCUUCAACUACGGUGCCCAGCAGCACCACCCCCAGCACCUCAACGCCCACACCCACAACCACCACGGCGGCCGAUCGCGGAGGGCGCCCCGGAUCUCGGCCCAGCAGCACAACAAGCAGUUCCGCCAAGUCCGCACCCCCAAGGAGUUCAACGUCGAGCCCCCCACCCUCAUCGCAUACAAGCGCGACUUCGAGGCCGCCCGCUCAUUCGACAUCGAGGACGACGAGAUGUUCUGCCCCUUCCACCUGCUCACUGAGGAUGAUUUGCAAUCCAUCCACUCGUCCGGCUCAGACCGCUCGUCGCUAUCGAGCGGCUCGCCUGAACAGUCGCCGCUUCAGCACCAGCUGCAGCCUACCCCCUCGUUUGUCCUGUCCUCGGCUCCCAACCCGUACACCCCCGUCGGAUUCCAACAGAACAACUCGCAAACCAAGCUGCACCAGCCGCUAGCCCAGCGCACACGCAAUGCCAUCCCCAUCGUCGACCCCUCGACACGCGCUGUUGCUAGCCCACCUCCCUCUGUCUCUCCCAACCGACAGAUGCAGCAACAGUUCAUGUCGCGACGCUGGUAA
Alternaria ethzedia is the source of this 579-nucleotide messenger RNA. RefSeq lists its product as uncharacterized. The record is from RefSeq and is a predicted model, not a curated record. Bases 1 to 579 code for a protein of 192 amino acids. The transcript has 2 exons. Lineage: Eukaryota; Fungi; Ascomycota; Dothideomycetes; Pleosporales; Pleosporaceae.